This is a messenger RNA of Saimiri boliviensis boliviensis (Bolivian squirrel monkey), 3581 nucleotides long. It is a transcript of the gene TAF1A, whose product is annotated as TATA-box binding protein associated factor, RNA polymerase I subunit A. Gene Ontology annotation, cellular component: RNA polymerase I transcription regulator complex. Lineage: Eukaryota; Metazoa; Chordata; Mammalia; Primates; Cebidae. The record is from RefSeq and is a predicted model, not a curated record. Gene Ontology annotation, biological process: transcription by RNA polymerase I.
ACUUCCGGGGUCGAGGAGAGGCCAAUGAGACGUCUGCAGCUGCCGGAGGAGCGGGGCCGCGCGCUCCCUGAACGCCUAAGGCGGGUUUUGCGCAUGCUCAUAUAAAGCUCUCCUAACCCGUUUUCCGGUGAACAUUUCACGUGUUUCGGAGUCGGAGUCUGUGUUUAGCUUUACUGAGGAGCUCUAACUUUUGGCGGGUAUGAGUGAUUUCAGUGAAGAAUUAAAAGGGCCUGUAACAGAUGAUGAACAAGUGGAAACAUCUGUGCUCUCUGGUGCAGGAAUGCAUUUUCCUUGGCUUCAAACAUACAUAGAAGCUGUGGCCAUUGGAGGGAAAAGGAAGAAGGAUUUUGCUCAGACAACAAGUGCUUGUUUGAGUUUUAUCCAAGAAGCUCUGCUGAAGCACCAGUGGCAGCAAGCUGCAGGAUACAUGUACAGUUAUUUUCAGACCUUGGAAGAUUCAGAUAGCUACAAAAGACAGGCUGCACCUGAGAUUAUUUGGAAGCUUGGAAGUGAAAUUCUAUUUUAUCAUCCCAAAAGCAAUGUGGAGACUUUCAAUACUUUUGCUGACCGGAUGAAAAAUAUUGGCAUCAUGAAUUAUUUAAAGAUCUCCUUACAACACGCAUUAUAUCUUCUGCAUCAUGGAAUGCUUGAAGAUGCAAAGAGAAAUCUGAGUGAGGCAGAGACAUGGAGACAUGGUGAAAAGACGUCUUCCCGGGAAAUAUUAAUCAACCUUAUUCAGGCCUACAAAGGGCUUUUGCAGUAUUAUACCUGGUCUAAAAAGAAAAGCGAAUUGUCAAAGCUUGAUAAAGAUGAUUAUGCUUACAGCACAGUAGCCCAAGAUGUGUUCAACCACAGCUGGAAGACGUCUGUAAAUAUUUCUGCAUUGAUUAAAAUUCCUGGAGUUUGGGACCCUUUUGUGAAGAGUUAUGUAGAAAUGCUGGAAUUCUAUGGGGAUCGAGAUGGAGCCCAAGAGGUACUCACCAAUUAUGCAUAUGAUGAAAAGUUUCCAUCAAAUCCAAAUGCCCAUAUCUACUUAUACAACUUUCUAAAGAGACAGAAGGCACCAAGAUCAAAAUUGAUAAGUGUGCUUAAGAUUUUGUAUCAAAUUGUGCCAUCUCAUAAAUUGAUGUUGGAAUUCCAUACAUUACUUAGAAAAUCAGAAAAGGAAGAACACCAUAAACUGGGGUUGGAGGUAUUAUUUGGAGUCUUAGAUUUUGCCGGAUGCACUAAGAAUAUAACUGCCUGGAAAUACUUGGCAAAAUAUCUGAAGAAGACCUUAAUGGGAAACCACCUUGCAUGGGUUCAAGAAGAGUGGAACUCCAGGAAAAACUGGUGGCCAAGCUUUCAUUUCAGCUACUUUUGGGCAAAAAGUGAUUGGAAGGAAGACACAGCUUUGGCCUGUGAGAAAGCCUUUGUGGCUGGAUUACUGUUAGGAAAAGGUUGUAGAUAUUUCCGGUAUAUUUUAAAGCAAGAUCACCAAAUCUUUGGGAAGAAAAUUAAGCGGAUGAAGAGAUCUGUGAAGAAAUACAGUAUUGUAAAUCCAAGACUCUGAUGCUGGAUUUUAGUUAUUUCACAGUAGUAGCUACACAGAUGCAGCAGCAUGUAGCUGGACAGUGGAGAAAACCCGCCAGUGGAAACAGUGGAGACAACUGUCCCUGAGUCAUACAGUAAACCCACGGGGAAAGCCUGGCCAGAAGCGAACAGCAACUUUCCUGGAACAUGAGCUGAGCUUUGUAACAUGAUGGGAUAAUUGGUAGAAUAGUGCUGCUUCAGAAAUGUUUUGGCUGUUACACAUUCACUGCUGAGAUAACUAGUAAUCGGGUUCCAUGAAGGCUCACUAACUUCAGAGCAAGUCUGAUAUUUAGAUGGCAAGACACAUAUGUUUCCCAUUGGCUUAUAUUCCUACUGAUUUUAAACCAUCUGCAAGAAGAUUAGUGGACAAAUUGUGCUUUGUCAACAGUUUAUAUUUCAAUAUUACUUAGUAAGAAAGGUCUAUCAAUAAAGAAGUACUUAUAAAGUAUAUGUAAAAUGAGUAGGUGUUCCAUAGAACCAAAAUAAACCAAGUAAAAGCUGCCACAUAAAUAGGGCUAGCUUUACUCUUGGGAGUCCAUGAUUGGGUUGUGUAGGAGUUCUGUAUAAGACCAAUACUCCAGGAAUGAAAUUCCCAGAUGAUGUGGAAAAAAUCUCAAAGCAUAGCCCAAGAUCUGCUUCCUGAAACUUUUAGCCAAAAGCUAUAAAACAGGAUGAUGAUUUCUCUUGAUCGCUAAGAAAAUGGAGGUGAGGAUAAAAGAAAUGAGUAGAUACGAUUCUUGGUUUCCAUACAAAACUGUCUCUUAAAAUUUUUACAUCAAAUGUUCUUAUCUAAUUGUUCAGUAAGAGUAGUGCAAUUCACCUGUGAAACUUCUUUAGGUCCAUUGAUGUUUAAGCUGCUUCCAUGAAUAAUAGUAAUAGCUAAAAUUUAUCAAGCACUUUGGGUUUUACCUUUCAUCAUAUAACCACCACAAUUAUAUGAAUCAUUCCUACUUUACCAAUAAAGAAAAUGAAGUCAUUGGAGAUGAAGUAACUUGCCAAGGUCACAGUUUGUAGGUGUUGGCACCAGGAUCCUAACCCAAUCAGUGUGGUUCCAAAGAUCACACUCUCACGUAGUAGCUGUAUGACCUCCCAGUGCAGUUGGUGUUGACUACGUGCAGAGCACUGAGCUAGGUAGAGUGAGACAAAACAGCAGAAGCCAGGUCUGCUCAUUUCUGCUUGCCAGCAUCAGUUCACAAAGCCCCUGACCCUGUGAUGACAUGCAACUCUCUGGAAAGAUGCCUUAAAAACAAAACAGCAUAGAGCACAGGGCACCCCCACGCCUUUUGCCUGAGUCACUACAUUCCUUAAAAGUUAAAUGACCCCAGUCUUUGCCUUUUCCUACACAUGAGAGAAUGUCUGAUGGGAUUAGUGAUUAUGCUUCUGUAAUCCAUAACCAGAUGUACUCUUAGACCCAAACCUUGAUGAGAUUCUGUUUGAAUGCAGCUUUUGAGCAAGAUGGAAGUGAUUUUGCGCUGUAGGGAAUUCCACCACCUGUAUAUAAGCAGUGAGCUAAACUACUGUGCUGGAGCAGUCUGACAGGACUGCUCGCUUAUGUGGUUACUACUUAUAACCAUUCAUCACGACUACUUUAAGACACUUUAAGUAGCAAUAACUAAAGAUAAUUUAAAGUCUUGUUUUCUCAUUGAAACCUCUGAAUGUAUGUAUUUAAGAUGUACAUCUUCAUAUUUGAUAUACAUUGCGAAAUGAUCACUACAAUCAAGCUAAUUAAUAUCUUCAUUACCUCUACAUAAUUACCAUUGUGUUUGUGUUGUGUAUAUAUGUGUGAUGAAAAGAUCUAUCUUUUUAACAAAUUACACGUAUGUAAUAUAAUACUGAACUGUGAUCACCAUGCUGUACAUUGGCUCUCCAGAAAUCAUUUAUCUUGUAUAAAUGAAACUUUGUACCAUUUGACCAAUAUCAGUCUAUUUCCCCUUUCCCUCAGCCCCUAGCAACCAUCUUACCCUCUGCUUCUGUGAAUUUGGCUCUUAAAUUUCACAUACAAGUGAGAU